AUGAAUACACACAGGGGAUCCCUGAUCCCUCGGGAAGUGGAGACUCCAAAGGAGUUGCAGCUACGGGUGGUUCCUUUGGAGCUGAAGUUCCAGGACACCGUGGCGGGGAAGGUGUACCGCCAGUCAAUUACUCUUCACAAUCUUGGCCGCAGCAACCAGAAGAUCCGGUUUCUGGAGCCGAUCAACCAACAGUUCAAAGUGAUUUUCCCUAGUAUGGAGAAAGAACUUGCUUCAGGACUUCAUAUUACAGCUAUGGUGGAAUAUCAUCCAAAUAAAGAUGAAAACACUUUUGACCAACUAUAUAUUGUCGUAGGAAACAAAGCAAUAGAGAUCCCUCUUACUGGGUUGAUUCCAUGCUGUGAUUUGGAAAUUGAGCCAGAGGUUAAUUUUGGGACUUUGGUUGCCAAUAGUAAAGUGCAUUGUAAAGAGGUUAGAAUCACUAAUCAUGGCAAGGUUCAAGGUAUGUUUACCAUGGAAUACCGGGGCCCAUUACCAAUUGUCAUUUCUCCAACUAAUGGUGUUGUGGCGCCCAAGUCCUCAAAGACUGUUAAAGUGGAUUUCUGUGCAGACCAGCCCAGAGUUGUAAAUGAAGUGGCAAAAGUGAGAUUGCAAGGUCGUCCACCCAUGCUCGUGAAUAUCAAAGUUCAUGUGGUUGAACAGAUUAUUGAACUAUUAAACAUAAAUGAUAAUACAAAGGUGGAAUGCAUACGUUUUGGCUGUAUUUACUUUGGAACAUCAAAGAUUGAGCAUGCACUUCUAUACAAUAAUAGCCCAGAAUCUGUAAAUUGGGUGGCUGUAAUACAAAAUGAUUCUGUUGGAGAAGAAUUGGGUACAAAUACUCAACAAAGAACAGAUGUUGCUAUACAUAAUCUCACCUACUUCAGACAAAUAAAGAACAUAGAUGUUACCACUUUUAUCUCCUGUUUUCCUAAUGACGGGACUUUACUGCCUUAUCAAAAGAUUAAAAUUACAUUUUGUUUCAGCCCAAAGAUAACAGGCGAUAACAGAAUGGAUGAUGAUCCUGCACACAGGCAAGACUAUGCCGUCUUUUUGAGAUUUGACACUGUAGGAAGUAAGGAUGGGUUUUUGAGAGAUGAUAACACUAAAGCCAACAAAACUGAUCGAUUUGAGAAAGUGGAAUUAGCAAUAACAGGCUCAGGACUUCCUGUUGUACUACAGUUUGAUUUAGGAACCAUUCUUAAUUUUGCACCUUGUUCCAUGGGUGAACGGUCAGAGGUUGCAUUUAUUAUGGAAAAUCGCAGCAAAUUACUUCCUGUGAUAUACCACUUUAAAAAAAUUGCAAAUUUUAGAAUUGACCCUGAAAGGGGCAAGCUUGGUGAAAGAUGUAUGCAGAAAGUGAUAUGCUCAUUCAUUCCACAUCAGUAUGGAGUCUUUAAAGUGAAGCAAUUCAUAGAGUUUAUUGGCCCAGUGGCAGAUAAAAGUUGUCAUUCUUUAUCACUAAAGCCUUUUCAUCAAAUAUAUUUAAUAUUCAAGAGCACCUGCAAAGCUUCCACCAAGCAUAUUGCGAUGAAAAUUAAUCCUGGCAUACCCCCUUCGACCAGUAAUUCUACAGAACAGACUAUGGUCAAAGAUUUGGUAAGAAGCAAGGAAUGUGCACCUCUUGCAAUACUUCCAUCGGCCAAGACAACCAUUCAGAGUCAUCACUUGAGUACAGAGUCCGUGAAGGUGGCGCAGAUACCCUUUCCCAAUGAGCAAGCUGCAAGUAUCAGGCCCAGAAAGCAGGAUAAACAGUUCAGGAAAAUUUCCACAAUGAGACCAAGACUGAGCUAUGUGGAUCCUGAAUAUACAUAUACUAAUUCUGAAAUCUUAAAAAAGAAAGCAAAUGAGGACUAUUAUAAAAAAUACAUUGAUUAUUUAAGAAAUAGGCGCCUGCAGAAACAAGGAGAAAGGAAAGAUGAGGAUUCAUAUGACGAUGAAGACAUAAGAUUAGACCCAAAGUCAGGUCUAAAGUCACCCUCACUCUCAGAAUCGGAAAUAGAAGAGGACCCAUCUCCAGCAGAUUGUGAGCCUGAACCUCACCAACUGCUAUGUACCAGAAAUAUGGAAUCCAGGGAAACAAAUGCUCUAGAAAGGAAGGUUCUCAAAGGACUUAAGUCGAAACCGUCCACACCUAAUGAAAUACGUGACUGCAGCUUAAUGUUGACACCAAGGCAAAUUCACCAAGUAAUUGUUGGGCCCUCUGUCCUUAAUUUUGGUGACAUUUGUGUUCACUCCAUAAAUACUCACAAACUGCACGUUGUUAAUAUGCUACCAAGGCAUGUUUUGAUCAAGUUAGAUGUUAAUUUGAAAGAACUUCAAAAAACCAAACAAUUUUCAUAUGUGAUUCCACCUUCAUCCAGCACUUACAUUUCAAUGAUUUUUCACUCUCCCACUGCUGGAAAAUAUUGGAAGUCUUUCACCUUUACAGUGAACAGUAUACCUGGGGGGCACCUCCUAGUGAUGGCGGUUGUCAUGCCAGUGAGACUUGAGCUAUCUUCUAACCAGCUAGUGUUAAAACCACAUGGCUUCUUGUUACAGACAUAUUUUAGAGGGACAGUUAACUUGUCUAAUCAUCAGAACUAUUUGGUUCGCUUUCAAUGGAUGCCAGUAAACACAGAAAAAGGAAUAGCAUUUUCUAUGUGUCCAGCACAAGGCACUGUGGAUCCAUUCUCCUCACUGGAAUGUGAAGUGACGUGGCAUCCUGGUUUCAGUUCUCCACAAAAGGGACAAUUUGUUCUUCACGUUGAUGAAGGAAACACGAUGAUACUAAACUGUGUUGUAAAAGUGGGUGAAGCCAAGGUCUUAUUUUUGGAGCCAAGGAUACUCUUCUACGAUAGCCCUCAAGGUUUAACAACUUGGAGGAAAAUUGUUCUUCAUAAUGUAGGACAAACCCAUGCUUUUUACAAGGUUCGCAGAAACAGUCUUUUGUCUGUGCUUAAUAUUGUUCCACCAGAAGGAAUAAUUCCAUUUGGGGGGCUCAGUACCAUUUAUAUGACCUACACACCUAACACAACAGACAAAUUUCAAGCAAGAGUAAAGAUUGCUAUUCGCCGUGGAAGUGAUGUAGAAAUUAGGGUUAGUGGAAGUGCUGAAGUUGCCGAUGUCGAAAUCAAACCGAACGUAUUUUUCUUCAGUGGAACCUUUAUCGGUGGUACCCAGGUUAUUCCAUUUAUAGUCAAAAACAAAACUAUAACACGUGUGAGAGUGGAGUUUAAUUUAGAAGGCCAUCCUUGUUUUUCAAUGAUUUUUAAAAAUCAAGCAGGGAACUACACAGACCCUGAUCAUCCUAAACUGUAUUGUAUAGAGAUAGAAGGAAAGAAAUCUAUGCAAUGUGGCAUAGCAUUUUCACCUGAUGAAGUGAGAGUAUAUGAAUUUUGCUUUCAAGUUCGAAUUAAUUUCUACGAAUCUUCAGAACUGUACACUGAAAAUCAUGUGUUAAAUGCUCCUAUACCUCCAAAUACAGUACCACUUAUUCAACCAUGUUAUGUUCAAGCUGUUGUAUUGCAAGCACCAGUGAAAUUAUCCAAGAAUGAAUUUACAUUUAAUAUUGUGCCAAGUACUGUGAAUACCAUGGAAAAUGUCAGAAAAACUCAGAAGUUUUUCUUACGUAAUUUGUCAAAAAGAAACGUGGAUUGGGCUUUCAAUAUUAGUAAAAGUGGCAAACUUUUCAAAGAUGGAGUAUUCACAUUUAGUGAACUGAGUGGGACUCUGCAACCAUAUGAACAGUAUAAUGUUUCCAUAACGUUUUGUCCAGAUCGUCCUACAAAAUACACAGCUGACAUUCCUGUACAUUUAAAUAAUAACCCAACUUGCUAUCAAGUGAUUCACUUGACUGGGGAGAUAAAAUCACCCAAGAUAUUGUUUGACCCUCCGUACAUAUUUCUCACCUCUGUUCCUUUGGAAGUAGCAGCUGUGAUGAAUGUCAAGAUUAUACCUCAAAAUUAUUACAGAGAUGCAAUUUUAAGUGUCACGGUUCCCCCAAUAAUCCUUCAUGAUGAGGAGGAGGAGGAAGAGGAGGAGGAGGAGGAGGAGAAGAAGGAGGAGGGGCAUGACUCCCUUUGUGUGCAUUUUCCCAAAGGCAAAACCAUCAAAGGCUCUCCCAGUGGGAUCAACACUGAGCUUACCUGCCAAGUCAGCUUCCAGGCAUCUAAACCUGUGUCAUUUUUCACCAAUAUUGUUUUCAAUGACAACAGAGAUAACGAGUUUUCAUUACCGGUUACUGGCACAGCAGAAAACUGCAUUCUUACUAUUUACCCGCAUCUGGCAAUUUAUCUUAAUAAUAAUAACCCUAUAUUAUACAAUUGUGGUAAGGAUCCCAGUCCUGUAAAGACUAGAGACAAUACUUCACUUCCCCAAAAACAUCUACUAUCCUCUUCUGGUCCUAAAUGUAGUGAUGCUGAGCCUGAGAAGAGAUUAUUUGUUGAAAUGGAACCAUCAUCUGAAGCAUUGAACUUGGAAGAAAGUGACUCAAAGGAAGGUGAAAGUUUGAUGGAAAGCGAGGAGGAAGUUCAGCAAUGUUUUCCUGAACCAGGAACAGAGACGUACAAGUUCUUUCAGCAGGUUGUAAAUGCAGCUCAGACCUGGUUCAGCCUCUUUGGCUGGCCUGGAGGACCACAUACUUUUUCUAUACCGGAGAGUAUAAGAAGGGAUGUGUGUAAAAUACAAACCCACACAGGACUCCUAUCACACGAAGACAUUCCCAAACCGAGUGACUCUUUAAAAUAUAAUAAAACUAUUUAUGAUGUGAUACACCACUUGAGUGGAAAAAUGCCAGAAGGAGUUCAUCCUAGUCAGUCUUUACCUGAGGACCACACUGAAAGAGUGAUUCAACUUUAUAAGCAACAUUCCUCAGUUCUUAACUUUCUCAGUGCAAAAGGAGCAUAUAUUGCUCAUAUAUUGCCAGAAUUUCUACUUGAACCAGAAGAUUAUAAGAAGUGGAUUGAACUUAGAGAAAAGCAACGUUUUACUAUAGAUAUGGCCAUUUUUGAAAACUGGAGUAAACGGUCAUGGACAGAUUUAUUCCUUCAACUAUACAAGGUUCUGAUACUAACUCGGGUUGUACCACACAGUGGUAAAGAUUUGCCCCCUAUACAUUUGUGUGAUUCACCAAAAGUCAAUCCUUCUUUUGAAUAUAGCAACAUUUAUUCUGACUAUGAAAAAAUUCUGCUCAGUUGGCUGAACACAUAUUAUGAGAAUACCCGAAAUAUUAUAUGGCAAAACUGUAACAAAGGUGUUCCCAAGGAAAGAUGGAUAUUAAAUUUUGACACAGACCUUUCAGAUGGCCUUGUUUUUGCCACACUGUUGGGAGGCUAUUGCCCAUUUCUGAUUGAGCGUUAUUUUGUAAGUAUGUACACACGACCAAAAACUAUUGAACAGAUUUUUCACAAUUCCCUGAUGGUUGUGAAUAGCCUUCUUGAAAUUGGCCUUACCAUGGGCAUAAAGGCUACUGACAUCUGUGACCCUAAUCCAAUCCUGAUGCUCAUGUUUUGUGUCUUCUUAUAUGAAAAACUCCCUCAAUUUGUCCCCAAGGAAGUGGUGAUCUUUAAUUGUACUCUACAUGAAGCUAUGAUAAAAUCGAUUAAAGUGCGAAAUUCAAGCCGUAAAGCCAUAGUAUAUAAAAUGACAUUUAUUGGAAGAGAUGCCACUGAUUUCUCCCUUCACAUGUCAGAGAAUAUUGUGACAAUUCCUGCAGGAGGCCACAUCAUUGUCACUGUGCUGUUCGCUAGUCGCUUCCUUCAUCCCGCUGAAGCUUCACUGAUGUUACUUUCAAAAUCUAAGCUUGAAGUCGGAAGCACUGCAAUGAUUUAUGCCCUUAAAGGUGAAGUCCACGAAUUUCAUCCUAUUGAAACUAUAAAAUGCAAAACUCCAUGUUAUCAAUGGAAAGAUAUCACUGUGAAUGUUACAAACCCCUUCCAUACUGCUGGGGACUUCAAUGUCAUUGUGGUGGAAUCCUCAACACUCAUCUCCUUGACAUCCAAAUUAAAUGCAUCUAGACAAUUCAUUAGCCAAAGGAAUCAGAGCUAUGAAGAUGAUACUUCAGAAGACUAUUAUCGAGCCCCCAAAAUCUUAAAAACCUCAAUUAGGUCCAGUUUUGUCAGAGAGUUCUUCUGCUCCCCAACUAUCCACCUAAGAGUGAAAGAGCCUUCCAGAUUGGUGCUCUCCUUUGUUCCCUUUGACAUGCAGAAACGCUACUGUGUCAUCAUUCUCAGCAAUAGGGAGAUUGGAGAAUUAAUAUACGCUGUGGAAGGAAGAGUUACAGUCCCAUUGCCUUCCCGCCUACCUAUAAGGACUGCCUCACUUUUACAGAGUAAUAAGUACAAAUACCCUCCAGAAGAUUUUAAUGGGGAAGAUUCAGUUCUGUAUUUGAAAUGCAAACCCAGAGAAACAAUGGAUGUGGAGCUCAUAUUACCACUGACUAAUGAGGCCAAGGAAAAGGCAUUGGCCUUCGCUGCACAGAGGCAGAUGUCUGACGUAGAGUACCAGCGAAGGCUGCUCACCGGCACUCUGGAGAGCAGUAGCAUCCGUGUGGCCAUCGCCCUCCUGGGGCUGACCAGGGUUGAGACUUCGAGGCUCUUUAAUAUCUCAAAGUUAAAGCAGCCUAAGUUCAUUUCAUACGUAACAAGUGUGAGCCUUCCAGGAUAUUUUGAAGUCCCCAAGGAAAUCUACAUUCCUCAGCAUCCAGAAAUUCAAACUGAAGGGCGUAAAUCUUCAAGUAAAAAAAUUCCAGAUGGAUCUUUUGUAAUUUCUUUACGAUUUACUCCUGCACCUCCUGGGCGCUACCCUUGCCAAAUUUUGUUGGUGUCAAACUAUGAUGUACGUCUGUAUUAUGUUGAAGGUGUGGUGGCUGAUGAGUAUCCAGCCACUGGAAUUAAAUUUGAAACACCCACAUUUCAAACCCUUACCCAGAAAAUUCCAAUAACUAAUAGAACCAAGAAGGAAUGCAAAUAUCGUGUGACUAUAGAAGGAGAAACAUUUGAUGGACCUCCUGAAGUAUCUGUUAGACCAGGAGAAACUUUAGAGUACCCUCUCACAUUCAAACCUGUUUUGGAACGUGAGGUUAUGGGCAAACUUACUGUAGAAAAUAAAACAGAUGGUAUGGAGCAUAUCUUUGCCUUGAAAGGGAUUGGCAAAAGACCCGUGGCCUUGGAACGCAUCGUUGCAAACUGUAAUGUGGGAGUCCAAGAAGAUAGAACCAUAAUGGUGCCUAAUUAUGAAAAGGACAUGGUAAUAUACAAGGUAUCUUCAAAUCUUCCAAUACUGUGGGGAGAAAGACAAAUCACCAUAGAGCCUGCUGAUAGAGUUCCAUAUGUUGUACACAUAAGGUCUUUGAAAAGUGGAAUAUUCAAAGGUAAACUUGUAUUUUCCAUUAAAAGCAGUCAAGAUGAUGAUUCUGACAGUGAUUCAGUUCUAGGACGAGAUCAAGAUCAAGAGCAAAUUCAGAGUCAAGCUAUAGUACCUGUUCUCUGGAAAACAAUGUCAGAAAUAUACCAAAAGCUUGAUGAGGAAGACCCAGGUGAUGUUAGAAAUUUACGAGUCUGGUAUGAUUUUGAAAUCCAUAUUCAUCCUGAGGGACCUGUACAUAUUAUUGAAAUAAAAUGUACUGCUUUGGAAAGUGUUUGGUUUGAAAUACCUCUACGUAAUGUAAAAGAGAUAAGUCUUCAGAUACAAGUGAAGUUUUCAACUCCUGCCCUUAGUGGACUCAGGGAAUUUGUGAUGAAUUCACAAGAUUGUAUCGACUAUGCUGUAUGCUAUAUUCCAUCAGCUGUAGGCUGUAGAAGUGAAAGCAUUAUUUUUCAGCCUGAUAAGGCUCUAGAGUUCUGGUAUUUAGUGAAAUUUACUGUCGAAUUACCAAAACCAACCAUAAUGCCAGAAGUGCAGUGUGACCUUGGAAAGUACACCAUUCAGACCAUAUCUUUAGUUAAUCCUACACAUGAAACCUUAAAAUUGCAAGUAAGAAGCAGUAAUCCUUUUAAUUUUAUCCUGGAAACUCACAAACCACCACUGAUCAUACCUCCUAACUGCACCGAAGAGGUACCUGUCCGCUAUCGUCCUUCUGUUCUUGGCAGAACUGGUCAGCAAGCUUCCAUUAUCUUCCAAUGUGCUCAGUUUAAAGAAUGGAAGUUCCUCCUUUCUGGAGUAGGACUGUUUCCCCAGCCGCUUGAAGUAGAAACAAUGACCACGUUCCUUAAUAGAGUGGCAAUCACUGUUAUAACUUUCGAAAAUCCCACCAAGGAAAAUGUUUUUGUCGAUGCCCUACUAACAAGUCGGCAAAUGCCCAAGAAUGUCAUCCUUGGCAUUAAGUGCGAUAGCUUCCUCAUUGAGACUCCUGUCUUCAGUCUUAGGUUGAGUCCCACACGAGGAAUACCAUUGCCUCCUAGAGGGAUUAUUGAUAUCCCAGUGCUUUUUACUCCCAGCAUUGUAAAAUUAAAGAAAACAAUGCUCGUUGUUCAAAUGAUAAGGGCCGAUGGGGAAAAAUGGACUAUUGACAAUUUUGAUGAAUUGAGUACAGACAUGAAAAGAUUUAUUGGAGUAGACAGUGGAGAAAUCCAAGCAAUACGAUGGAUAUACCCUAUUAUUGGACUCCCAGAGGCGAAACAUGAAGGAUUCGUUCCAGUUGUCAUACAAUGUCAGGCCAAGAAACGGGUAAAAGAGAAGGUACAGGUCGCACUGGCUGGUGAUUUUUCAGGAAGCAAUCCUAUCUUACGUAAAUCAGAUUUUACAGUGUUUGCAAAAAAACGUUCAUAUUCAUCUUACGAAGAUAUUAAUGUUCUGCCUUUAAAACGUGAAUUUGAAUAUGAACUUAUAUUUAAAUCUGAAAAAAUGAAGUCUGAGUUAAAGCCCUGCGUGACUAUAUCUAUGACAAAGAAAUGUUAUCAUAUCAAGACUCAGAUGAUAACAUUGGAGUUUGACCUGGUAUUUUCACCAAAGAAACCAUUGAGGUCUCAAGUUAUACUGAGGAUAGAGUGCAAAACGGAUGGGGUCUGGAACUUUCCCAUAACAUUGAUUGCUACUGAGCCUGAUGUGGAUGGUGUCAUUAAUGUUGCAGGGACUCGUUUAUUGAAGGAAGCUGUUACUAAAGUAUGGCUGUCAGGUGGGAAAAGAUAUGCUGAUCCAUUCACUGCAUACUUCCUACCUGGUAGUGAUCCUGAGUUCUUCGUAAAACCUCAGGCUGGAGAAAUUCCUCCUAGUAACACUGAUAGAAUUGUCCUCACUGUGGGUUAUACACCCAAAACAUAUGGUAGGAACUACAGAGCAAAAUUAGUAAUACAGACAGAGGAUAGGUACUAUUUGUAUGCUGUCAAUGGAUUUCCUGAAGUCAUUGGGCCACCAAUGAAUGUAAAAGCCAAAAUUGACACAACUAACAAGAAGUUUGAUGAAAGGCCAAUUCAUCGGCAAAAUUUUAUCACUGAAAAUGCUAAGCUCCUAAGUACGGGGGUGUCAUCUACCAUCAAGGGUGCCCCUUUGAUGCUGAAGAAAAAAUAA
This is a messenger RNA of Phyllostomus hastatus (greater spear-nosed bat), 9483 nucleotides long. RefSeq names its product cilia and flagella associated protein 47 (gene CFAP47). NCBI's taxonomy places the organism in Eukaryota, Metazoa, Chordata, Mammalia, Chiroptera, Phyllostomidae. The record is from RefSeq and is a predicted model, not a curated record. Gene Ontology annotation, molecular function: protein binding.